AAAAGCUGCCCGUCACCGAGAAAACGGCGGCCGUUUAAAGUGGGUCCCUGGGAAAAAAAAGAAAAGAGGGAAACAAAAACACGUCAGUCACAUUUCCCAGUCACCUGAAAACGUGAUUGAUGUGGGUGUGGAGGGGUGUGUAUCCGUAGGUGUGGAGGUCGAGCGUGACAGUUCAGCCCCGGAGAUGCUCAGCUCACACCCGGCUUCACUCUGAGCGCGCGAGCACUGCACAGGUAGCUGCGAGCCGAACAGAAGUCCGCGCGCGCACCUGGGACCGAGCGGGACACUCUUUCCUGACGGUGCACUUCUGGGUUUUGCCUUUUUUUAAAGGAACGGUUGGCACACUUGCCUCGUGCCCUGUGCUCGCUUCGUUCGGCGCGUGAAGGCUCCGUGCGCCGGUAUUCCAUGACACCUUCACCUGUUCUGCUUGUGCACGCGCUGAGAAUCUGAGACCGACUUGAGGACUGAGAGUUUAUUUAUUAUUAUCUGUUGAAGCUCCAGUGAGACAUAUCAAGGAUGGACAGCAGUCCGGGAAGUGUUAUACUAUAUGCUGGCUCCAAUGGCAGUGCCAGCCCUAGCCCAGGAAGUCCAUCCAGUGGCUAUCAGACCCAGUCGCCCUCCUCACACUCCCAGCCUUCGUCCCCAGAGGAGGUCACCUUCACUGAGAUUGGGGCCCUGAAGCAGCGUGGUAAUGGUGGGACACCCCCCUCUCCCAAGCUGGUGUUCCAGUUCCCCGAGAUCUACAAUGGCUCCACGACAGCCUCCGGCCAGCAUUCUUACUCGCACCCCAUCGCAGGCAAAAGGCCCUGUGGAUUCACUGGCACCUUUACCAAAACAGGAGGCAUGGUUCUGCUGUGCAAAGUGUGUGGCGACAUCGCGUCAGGAUUCCAUUAUGGUGUGCAUGCGUGCGAAGGCUGCAAGGGUUUUUUCCGCCGCAGCAUCCAGCAGAACAUCAACUACAAGAUGUGUGUGAAAAAUGAGAACUGCCUGAUCAUGCGCAUGAAUCGCAACCGCUGCCAGCACUGCCGCUUCAAGAAAUGCCUGGCUGUCGGCAUGUCCCGUGACGCUGUGCGUUUCGGCCGCAUCCCUAAGCGUGAGAAGCAGAGGCUGCUGGACGAAAUGCAGAGCUACAUGAACAGCCUGAAUGAGUCAGCCAGCAUGAAUAUGACAUCCUCCCCUUCCCGUGAGCCUUCAACCAGUCCCAUAGAGAUUCAGCCCAAAGAAGCCAUCAGCUCCAUGGCCAGAGCCUACCAGGACAUCUUCCCAGGUGGUCAAGACCAUUUGGGUAAGAGAGUGGCCAGCACCAGCAGCAGCGUGCCAACCUGCUUUCAGAGCACCCCUCUUCAGGAAAACAACUACAAUCAUGCCAACCCCUCUACGGUGUACCACUCUAGCACACCUGUGGGGUAUACAGCACCUUCUCUAUGCCCUGUAUCUCACAAUGACAACAAAUGCCCACUGUCUUCAAUGGACAAUGCUCGCUAUAACUUCCCUACAUCAUCCAAUCAGAACCACUGCCAGUCCACGAUCAGCACACUUCUGCAGCCCAACCAGGCCAAUUACAACAGCAGUUAUUCGGCUGGGGAGAUGCAGACUCAGACCUCAUGUCCAUGGAAGCUUGAUGCAGGCUCCAAAGUGCUGGCCUGUCCCUUGAAUGCAUGCCCAGUGUCAGCACCAGGGGUCUCCAGUCAGCAGGUGUGGGAGUCUUUCUCACAGUGUUUCACCCCUGCAGUCCGAGAGGUGGUGGAGUUUGCGAAGGGCAUCCCAGGCUUUCAGGACCUCUGUCAGCAUGACCAGAUCAUGCUGCUCAAAGCAGGCACCUUCCAGGUGCUGAUGGUGAGGUUCUGCUCACUCUUUAACCCAAAGGAAAGGACGGUGACUUUCCUUAAUGGACAGGCCUACCCACUUGCUACCCUGAGAGUGCUGGGCAUGGGCUCACUACUGGAUACCAUGUUUGAAUUCAGUGAGAAGCUCGCCUCUCUAGGUCUGGAGUCUGACGAGAUGGCACUUUUCAUGGCGGUGGUGUUGGUCUCUGCAGAUCGCACUGGCAUCUCAGAGACGGCAGCUGUAGAUCAGCUACAGGAGGGUCUGAUCAGGGCACUGCGUGCAUUGGUAACCCGCCGUCACCCUGAUGACAGCACCCUCUUCCCCAAGCUGCUACUGCGUCUGCCGGACCUGCGCACUCUCAACAACCUGCACUCAGACAAGCUGCUGGCCUUCCGCAUAGACCCCUGAGUUGCCCGCACCAGCCAACCAGCCAUGACUGGCCAAUUAGAGCAGAGUUUCCUCUGGUUCAGAAGAAGACCGAUCAUUUAGGAGAAGCGGAGAACAAUGGAUGAAGCUCUCAUUUGAACUUUUGUGUCAGAGAGGGCAUCUGACAUAGUGGAAAGACAGUCAACUCAACUGAACUGAAUCAAGAGUGACUCUCCUUUCCCUCCAUACUAUCCAUGACUCGUAAGAACACACAAAGCACCCCGAAAUGUUUUCCAAGUGUCAUUUCUUCAGAGGGGAGGGCGUUUCUUAUUCAUGUCAUCGCUAACCAGCUUAAUGACAGAACUGUCAAGGAACUUUUUCAAGUCCAAAAAAGAGAAGUUCCUGUCCGGAUCAUUCCUCAUCAGUCUUCUGGUUUUUUUUCCCCAGCACAGUCCUUCAGCCUGCAACCAAGACCACAAUAUAGAGUAGAUUAUUAAAGUAUAGGGACCAUUUAAUGCAGAGUUUCUGUGUAUGUAUGUGCCUGUGUGCAAGUGAAAAAGAAAAAAAAUGACCAUGUACAUAACACAGAUAUUACAAUGAUUUAACUCAUGUCAUGUAGAGCUCCAGUUCCAGACGUUCAAACAUUAUUCAACAUUUGUAACCUGUGUUAAUGUGAGUGACAUUAAAUAGCACAGUUUCAUCUGUAUCAAUGAGCACAAGCACUCUAGCUACAGCUUUAGUUUGAAAGAAAUGAAUGGAAGUUACAUCCUUUCUGGGAUAGUAUAACACAAAUCUUGUAUUUCUUCGUUUACCUUUUCUGUUAUAUGUCAUGUUGAAUACAGUACAUUGAUUGUUGUUACUUGUUCUCCUCCAUGGUUUAAUCCGAAUCUUGGGAGAUGAAAACCAGCAGCCACCCCUCCCAUCCCCCCAAGCAUGUUGAGUUUGGUAGUUGCUUAUUUUUUCUGUUUUCUUGCUGUAAAUAUUAUACACCUGCAGGUAUGUUUGAAGUAACUGUUCAGUACAGUGGGCUGGGAUAUCAGAAAACAAUAUUCAUCAAAAUUAUAUUUUUGGAGAGUUAUGUCUGGCAGAAGUUGGGCUUUGGGUGCCUUUGGAGUAGAUGUUUAUGUGCGUUUGUGAAAGAACCCUCACCAGGUUUGCAGAAAUAAGGAAAGAUCAGAUUAUCCUGACACCAGCAGAGUCCUCUCACAGCCUUUACUGAGAUUAAGAGGUUUUUAUCAAGUCAUUUGGACUAUCAUGUGGAACAUUUGAUUGGUUGAGAUUCUUAAUGCGUGUUAAAACAAUGCUAUAUGAUCAUGCUAUGUAUAUGUAUAUUUUGUAAAUUGUAUUCUUCCAUAGAAACAAGAUAAAUAUGAGAUUAUCUA
Molecule: messenger RNA, 3575 nt
Organism: Pygocentrus nattereri (red-bellied piranha)
Lineage: Eukaryota; Metazoa; Chordata; Actinopteri; Characiformes; Serrasalmidae
Gene: nr1d4a
Product: nuclear receptor subfamily 1, group D, member 4a
Exons: 8
Coding region: 517-2235 (572 amino acids)
Biological process (GO): negative regulation of transcription by RNA polymerase II; cell differentiation; hormone-mediated signaling pathway
Molecular function (GO): RNA polymerase II cis-regulatory region sequence-specific DNA binding; zinc ion binding; nuclear receptor activity
Source: RefSeq, a predicted model, not a curated record